Juglans microcarpa x Juglans regia is the source of this 1855-nucleotide messenger RNA. RefSeq names its product pentatricopeptide repeat-containing protein At5g18390, mitochondrial. The transcript has a single exon. The coding region runs from base 543 to 1535 and encodes 330 amino acids. NCBI's taxonomy places the organism in Eukaryota, Viridiplantae, Streptophyta, Magnoliopsida, Fagales, Juglandaceae. The record is from RefSeq and is a predicted model, not a curated record. Gene Ontology annotation, molecular function: protein binding.
CUGCAUUAAACAAACAAAUAAUGUGAGAAACCUUAAGUCUAACCUCUCUUCGCAAUUCGCUAGACGUUUCCCUCGCUCACUCGGUUGCUCGGUCUUGUCGAAUCGGCUCAACACUCCAUAGUCCAAAUGCUCUUUCGUCAUUCAACAAAGCUGACUAAACUCCUCCUUCCGGCCAGCAGCAGACCCCAAACCCUCCCUCCCCCCUCCUCCUUCUCUACUCAACCCCUAAAACCCUAACCACCACCAACGAUGCACCUCCAAACGACGCCGUAUCCUCCACUACCAAGGACGACUACUUCGCCGCCAUCCACCACCUUACGAACAUCGUCCGCCGUGACUUCUACCUGGAGCGAACCCUCAACAAGCUCCAACUCCGCGUCACCUCCGAGCUCGUAUUCCGCGUCCUCCGCGCCUGCUCCUCCUCCCCCUCUGAGUCCCAUCGCUUCUUCAACUGGGCUCGGACCCAGCCCAACUAUCGCCCUACCACCAUCGAGUUCGAGGAGCUCGUCAAAACCCUAGCCUGCUCCCGGAAUUACCAGACCAUGUGGAAGCUCCUCCAUCAGAUGAUUUCUCUCUCCCUCUGCCCCUCCCCCGAAACAGUGUCGUUCCUGAUCGAACAGUACGGCAAGCAUGGCCUCGUAGACCAAGCCGUCGAGAUCUUCAACAAGUCUGGAAAAUCCCUGAAUUGCCCCCAUACCCUCGAGAUCUACAACUCCCUCCUCUUCUCCCUCUGCGAAGCCAAGCUCUUCCACGGCGCCUACGCCUUGAUCCGCCGCAUGAUCCGCAAGGGGCUCGUCCCCAACAAGCGCACAUACGCCAUCCUCGUGAACGCGUGGUGCUCGGCCGGUAAAAUGAAAGAGGCACUCGAGUUCCUCGCCGAGAUGAGCCGGAAGGGUUUCAAUCCCCCAGUGCGCGGCCGCGACCUCCUGAUCGAGGGCCUGUUAAACGCAGGAUAUCUCGAGUCGGCGAAGGAUAUGGUGACGAAAAUGGCGAAGCAAGGCUUCGUGCCCGACGUCGUAACCUUUAACUCCCUAAUCGAGUCGAUAUGCAAGUCCGGUGAGGUCGACUUCUGCAUUACUCUUUACAAUGAAGUGUGUAGAUUAGGGCUUUCGCCGGAUAUCAAUACAUAUAAGAUUCUGAUACCGGCAGUAUCGAAGGUGGGGAAGGUGGACGAGGCCUUUAGGCUAUUGAAUGAUUCAGUUGAGGACGGGCAUAGACCGUUCCCGAGCUUGUAUGCGCCGGUGAUUAAGGCGAUGUGUAGGAGAGGACAGUUCGACGAUGCCUUCUGCUUCUUUAGUGAUAUGAAGGCAAAGGGGCACCCACCAAAUAGGCCAGUGUAUACCAUGUUGAUAACGAUGUGUGGGAGGGGAGGGAAGUUUGUGGAGGCUGCUAAUUAUUUGGUGGAGAUGACGGAGUUCGGUUUGAUGCCCAUAUCCCGGUGUUUCGAUAUGGUUACUGAUGGGUUGAAGAAUUGCGGGAAGCAUGAUCUGGCUCAGAAGAUUGAGCAGUUAGAAGUUAAUAUCCGGGGCAUUUGAUGCGUAACACUCUUGAUAUAACUGUUAGUAGCAUGAUGUCGCUGAUACGGAGCAGUUUCAAGUAUCUUGUUGGAGUAUUUAUGAAAUACAUCGAAGGCUGCAAUUCAUUCUGGAAGUCACCAUAUACCUAGUUGAGGCUGAGACGAGGAUGCCUUUAGUAUGGAAGGGUACGUAUCCGAAAAUUUAAAAACUGUUCUGAUUUUACGAUCUAUUGAUUGGUUCUUUUAUCUUGGUUUUGACAAUAGUUUGUGAUGUCACGAUAAUACCGGAAAGUUUACAAAACCAUGCCCAUUUUAUGAUCUAUUGAUUGAUUCUUUAUA